This is a messenger RNA of Aspergillus mulundensis, 714 nucleotides long. Its product is annotated as putative isochorismatase family hydrolase. NCBI's taxonomy places the organism in Eukaryota, Fungi, Ascomycota, Eurotiomycetes, Eurotiales, Aspergillaceae. The transcript has 4 exons. The coding region runs from base 1 to 714 and encodes 237 amino acids. The record is from RefSeq and is a predicted model, not a curated record.
AUGCGUUUCAUCCAAGCUCUUCAGGCCGGCCUCGUCCUGGCCGCCUCUGCCACCGUCAACGCCUGGAACCGGAUUGACAAGGACAAUGCUGCCCUUCUGGUCAUCGACCACCAGGUCGGUCUUGCUACCGUCGUCCGCGACUACAGCACCAACGACUUCCGCAACAACAUGCUCGCCCACGCCGCCAUCGGCAAGGCCUUCGACAUCCCCGUCGUGCUGACCACCUCCUCCGACGAAGGCCCCAACGGCCAGAUGCUCAAGGAGAUCCUUGACAUGUACCCGAACGUCACGGUCGUCCGCCGCCAGGGCGAAGUUAACGCCUGGGACAACGAGGAGUUCCGCAACGCUGUCAAGGCCACGGGCAAGAAGCAGCUGAUUGUUGGUGGAAUCGUGACCGAAGUUUGCACCGCCUUCCUGGCCCUCUCACUUGUCGACGAGGGCUACGAGGUGUACGCCAACACCGAAGCCAGCGGAACCUUCGACGUCCGUCUCGCGGAGGAUGCCAACAGGCGCAUGGAGAAGGCUGGCGUCACCCUCAUGGGCUUCUUUGCCAUUGUUUGCGACCUCAUGCGCGACUGGAGGAACACCCCUGGUCUUGCCCAGCUGCUGCCCUUCCUUGACCAGUACCAGUUCGCUUACGGUCUCGUCGCUCGCCACCACGCUGCCGCUAUUGUCAACGGCACUCUUGCCGAUGUUGAGAAGGUGCUUAUCUAA